ACGCACGUCCUCUGGAGUGUGCAGUAGGCAAAAGUUUAGUAGGAUGGGCUUUUGUGGUGAAGGAUUGAGGCGGCUGUGAUUGGUCUUUCAUGCCGUCUGAGCACAGGGUCUGUAACACUGCCCUACUUCCCACUGGACCGCCGCUGGAUUCCUGCACACUGCUCUCCGGCGCACUGGCUGGUCAUGGCGCUGCGGACUGUCCGAAACUUACCCUGCUUCUUAAGUGUGCUCGGCGUGUUUCUCCUCAGCAGUGGCCCAAACCGGGUGUUCUCGUGUCCGAGCCGCUGUUUAUGUUUCCGUACCACUGUCAGAUGUAUGCAUUUAAACCUGGAAUCAGUGCCCGCUGUUCUUCCUCAGACCACAAUCCUAGAUUUGAGAUUCAACAAAAUCAAGGAUUUACAGCCAGGCUCCUUCAGGCGAUUGAAGAAUCUCAAUACACUCCUUUUAAAUAACAACCACAUCAGAAGAAUCCCAAGAGGAGCCUUUGAAGAUUUGGAAAACCUAAAAUAUCUCUAUCUGUACAAGAAUGAAAUUCAAGCAAUAGACCGAGAAGCUUUUAAGGGGCUCGUCUCUCUAGAACAACUAUACCUGCACUUCAACAACAUUGAGUCACUGGAGCCCGAGUCUUUCUCUCAUCUACCCAAGCUGGAGCGGCUGUUUCUGCACAACAACAGGAUUACUCAUCUUGCUUUAGGAACCUUCUCCCACCUGCAGUCCAUGAAGAGACUGCGGCUGGACUCAAACACACUGCACUGUGACUGUGAACUGCUGUGGUUGGCCGAUCUGUUGAAGCAGUACGCAGAGUCCGGUAACGCUCAGGCCGCAGCUACCUGCGACUAUCCAAGCCGUUUGCAGGGACGCUCGGUCGCCACUCUCACUGCGGAGGAGCUCAACUGUGAAGUUCCCCGGAUCACAUCUGAGCCACAGGAUGUGGACGUAACCUCUGGGAACACUGUGUACUUCACAUGCAGGGCAGAGGGCAACCCCAAACCUCAGAUCAUCUGGCUCAGAAACAACAAUGCUCUGAACAUGAGGGACGACACGCGUCUCAAUCUACUGGAAGAUGGAACCUUGAUGAUCCAGGACACGCGGGAGACGGACCAGGGCGUGUAUCAGUGCAUGGCCAAAAAUGUGGCUGGAGAGGUGAAGACCUCAGAGGUCACCUUACGAUACUUCAGAUCACCUUCUCGACCCAGUUUCGUGAUCCAGCCACAGAACACGGAGGUUCUGGUCGGGGAGAGCGUGACCCUGGAGUGCAGUGCGACGGGUCAGCCACAGCCCCGCGUGACCUGGACCAAAGGAGACCACACGGCCCUCCCCUCGGACCCCCGCAUCAACAUCACUCCUUCAGGAGGUCUCUACAUCCAGAAUGUCAAUCAGGCUGACGGGGGCCAGUACACCUGCUUCGCAAGCAACAACGUCGACACCAUCCACGCCACCGCAUACAUUAUAGUACAGGCUCGUCCUCAGUUCACCGUGACCCCUCAGGACCAGUCUGUGCUGGAGGGUCAUACCGUCGACUUCCCCUGCGAGGCCAGCGGCUACCCUCAGCCUGUCAUAGCCUGGACACGCGGCGGCAGCCCCCUGCCUAAUGACAGACGACACGUUGUUCUCUCAACGGGCAGCUUGCGCAUCAGCCGCGUGGCCCUUCAUGACCAGGGCCAGUACGAAUGCCAGGCGGUCAGUCCUGUUGGCACUGCCAGAGCUGCUGUCCAUCUCAACAUCCUGCAAACCGUAACGCCUGUUUUCACAAGCGCUCCGAGGGAUAUGACUGUGGAGUCUGGAUCAGAUGUCCAGAUUCCGUGCAGCGCUCAGGGUGAGCCCACACCUAUCAUCACAUGGAGCAAGGAUGGAGUCCAGAUUACAGAGAGUGGGAAGUUUCAUAUAAAUCCAGAUGGCUAUCUGGAAGUGCAUGACGUGGGGCUCGCCGAUGGGGGCCGAUACGAGUGUGUAGCCCGCAACUCCAUUGGAUAUUCCUCAUCUAACAUGGUGCUAACAGUGCAAGUCCCACAGGUGAGCAGGGAGGGUGAUCCAUUUGUCUCAACGUCCCUUGAAGAGGCCAUUCGGAGCAUAAACAGCGCAAUAGACUCCACCAGGAGGCAACUCUUUGACGGAUCUCCUCGUACCCCUGCCGAGCUCCUGGCUCUGUUCCGUUACCCUCGGGACCCCUACACAGUGGAGCAGGCCAGAGCUGGGGAGAUUUUUGAGCAGACCCUUCUUCUCAUCCAGAGGCAUGUCAACCAGGGCCUGAUGGUGGACACCAAUGGAACAGCCUACCGCUACAAUGACUUGGUGUCCCCGCGUUUCCUGGAUAUGAUAGCUAACCUGUCUGGCUGCACUGCCCAUCGACGCAUCAACAAUUGCUCGGACAUCUGCUUCCACCAGAAGUAUCGCACUCACGAUGGCACUUGUAACAACCUGCAGCACCCCAUGUGGGGCGCCUCGCUCACUGCCUUCGAGCGCUUGCUCAAGUCCGUCUAUGACAAUGGCUUCAAUCUCCCACGUGGCACCACUGAGAGAUGGCACAACGGCUUCCCUCUGCCACUUCCGCGUCUUGUCUCCACCACCAUGAUCGGCUCGGAGACCAUCACCCCAGACGAUCGCUACACGCACAUGCUUAUGCAAUGGGGCCAGUUCCUGGACCACGACCUGGAUUCAACCGUCGUAUCCCUCAGUCAGUCGCGUUUCUCCGAUGGACAGUUGUGCACCUCAGUGUGCACCAACGACCCACCUUGCUUUCCCAUCAUGUUUCCACCCAACGACCCACGGCAGCGGCGCAAUGGAGCGCGGUGCAUGUUCUUUGUGCGCUCCAGUCCCGUUUGCGGCAGCGGAAUGACCUCUCUGCUUAUGAACUCUGUGUAUCCUCGUGAGCAAAUGAACCAGCUCACAUCCUACAUCGAUGCAUCCAAUGUUUACGGCAGCUCGCAUCACGAGGCCGAGGAGAUUCGUGACUUGGCCAGCCAUAGGGGCAUGUUGCGCCAGGGUAUCGUGCAACGCACCGGUAAGCCGCUGCUCCCCUUUGCAACUGGGCCGCCAACAGAGUGCAUGCGGGAUGAAAACGAGAGUCCCAUUCCUUGCUUUCUAGCUGGUGACCAUCGUGCCAAUGAGCAGCUUGGGUUGACGGCUAUGCACACGGUUUGGUUCCGUGAACAUAACCGAAUAGCCAGUGAGUUGCUUCGUCUCAACCCCCAUUGGGAUGGUGACACCAUUUACCAUGAGGCACGGAAGAUAGUCGGAGCCCAGAUGCAGCAUAUAACCUACAGCCACUGGCUGCCUAAAAUACUGGGUGAGGCUGGCAUGAGGCUAAUGGGUGACUAUAAUGGCUAUAAUCCCAAUAUCAAUGCCGGCAUCCUCAACGCUUUUGCCACCGCUGCCUUCCGCUUCGGUCAUACGCUCAUUAACCCCAUUCUAUACCGGCUCGAUGAAACCUUCCAGCCCAUCCAGCAAGGACACAUCUUACUUCAUAAAGCUUUUUUCUCACCCUUCCGUAUUGUGAACGAAGGUGGCAUUGAUCCUCUGCUCCGUGGUUUGUUUGGAGUGGCAGGGAAAAUGCGAGUGUCCACUCAACUGCUUAACACAGAACUUACCGAACGCCUUUUCUCUAUGGCACAUGCAGUGGCACUGGACCUCGCAGCCAUGAAUAUCCAAAGGGGCCGUGACCACGGUAUACCCCCGUAUAAUGACUACCGGGUGUUCUGCAACCUCACAUCCGCGCAGAAUUUUGACGAUCUGAAGAAUGAGAUUCAGAACCCCACUGUGCGAGAGAAGCUUCAAAGGCUCUACGGUACACCUCUAAAUAUCGACCUGUUUCCUGCACUGAUGGCUGAAGAGCUGGUGCCCGGCAGCAGACUGGGACCAACCCUCAUGUGUUUACUGGCAACCCAGUUCAAGCGUCUGAGAGAUGGUGACCGGUUUUGGUAUGAGAACCCUGGCUCCUUCAGUCCGGCUCAGCUGACCCAGUUGAAGCAGACGUCUCUCGCCCGGGUGUUGUGUGAUAAUAGCGACAACAUCACCCGCAUCCAGUCCGAUGUCUUUACUGUGGCCGACUUCCCUCACGGUUAUGGAAGCUGUGACGAUUUACCUAAGAUUGACCUACGUAUGUGGCAGGACUGCUGUGAAGACUGCCGCACUAAAGGUCAGUUCAACGCCUUGUCGUACCACUUCAGAGGUCGCAGGUCAGCGGAGCACAGCUAUGCUGAGGAGAAGAAACCUGCCGGCAACCUCACUGACAGCAGCAGCACUUUGGAAGAUGCUCAAACUGCAGUAAACUUAACUGUAUCACCAAAGUCAAGCACUGAACCCUCCGUUAAGGAUUUCCAAGACUUUGUUGCUGACAUGCAGAAAACUAUCACAAGUUUACGAAAACAGAUAAAAAGACUUGAAGGUCGUCUGAGCAGGACAGACUGCGCAGAUGAGGAUGGGAGAGAGCGGGUAGAUGGAGAGAGCUGGAAGAAGAACCCCUGCACCACAUGUCAGUGUAAAGGGGCCCAGGUGACGUGUUUCGUGGAAAAGUGUCCGCCGGCAGCAUGUCUGAAUCCUGUGACGCCCACAGGCUCGUGCUGCCCCGUGUGCCUCAUCCAGCCGUCACAACCGCAGGAUACAGAGCAUCGCGUAUAACCUCAGGACACUUAACCCAUGUGACCUUGAGCUCAUGCCUCCAUUUGGUCUAUAGUUGUGUUUCAGGGUUUUUCUGUUGUUUGUCAUGUAUUGGUUUGUUUGUUCGCAUAUCCUCAGACACCCACUACAAAGAACCAAAAAUACACUGCCUUAAAAAGUAUUUGAACAGAUGAAUGUGGGACCCUGUUUUCCUCCUCAGGCCUGUUAACUGGGAGACAACUACCCAAGGUGUUCAUUUACAAGACCAGAGAUGGGCGACUUCGGUCCUGGAGGAACGGUGUCCUGCAUUUCAGUUCAAGCUUCAUCCCUAAUCAAACAUGCCUGAAAAAGCCAAAGUCUUCAGGAUUACUUGAAAAUUACAGGCAGGGGCACUCGAAAAAUAUUUAGGCCUAGAUUUAAGAUUUAUGUCAUUGAAUUGCAUAUAAAAAUUCCAUCCAUUUGGAUAACAGAGUUUUAACAUAAAGUAUUAAACGUAAUGCAAUGCAUAUUUGUCAGUCAUGCAUGAAACGGGUAAGAUUUCUGCAAUAGUACUAAUAAAGUGAAUGUGUUUAAAUACCCAAUAACCAGGUUUAUCAUCAAUAAAUCUCAUACAUUUAAACUAACUGAAUAUUGAUUGUUCCACAGCUAGCCAUAUUUUAAGCAGAUUUAUGGUGCUUCUAAUCAAUCUGAAUGAAUGUAUUUCAAAAAUAUGAUUAUUUAAAUAAAAUCAAAUAAAUGCAAGUACUUAAUAAACUUUGCCGUGAUUUUUUGGAUGCGGAAUGUAUGACUGACAAAUAUGCAUCACAUUAAGUUCAUGAGUUUAUGUUAAAACUGUGUAAUCCAAAUGAAUGGAAAUUUUAUGUGCAAUUCAAAUACAUAAAUCCUAAAUUUAGGCCUAAAUAUUUUUUGAGUGUGUGGAGCUGAACUCUGCAGCGCAACGUCUUUCCAGGACCCGAGUUUCCCAUUUCUGGUUGUUUAAUGGAAGAAGCAUUCUCAGGCUGGAGAUGCUGCAUAACUGGUGCUAUCAUGUCAGCGAUUUACCCGAGUCUUACGAGUGUUGUUUUAUGCAUUUAAUUUUGCAAUAUGCAAUGCAUCAUACAGUAUAUACACUCAUUAUGUGCUUUUUAAAUCCACAUUUGAGCGAAAACUUGUCGUUUUGUAGUUACGCUUAAGAAAUUUUAAACGUUACUUGUGCUUUUACUUUGUUUAUUGUGCAUAGUAUGAUAUUCUGGACACAUGUAGAACAUUAGUUCCCGCUUUGUAUCUUCCUCUCAUGUGAAGAAAAAUGUGAAUACCUUGAAAACAAUCUUUGCAAUGGGGAAAAAAACUCUACUGAUCACCAAAUGUUUGUUUCCCUUGGCAACUGCGGGUUUUCUGAGACCUGAACUUUGGGCGUUCUUUGCUUUAUCUUGACAGAAAGCUGUUAUUGAUGUUUUUGGUUUGGGAGCGACCGAGGUGAAGCGUUUGGGAAGCGCAGCACUGAGCUGAAGUCAGCCUCUCUUCUGAAGUGUUACUGUACUUUUCUACAAAACUCUGUUCUACCAGCACAGUAUUUAUAACCUUGUCAUGAAUGAAGGUCCAGACGUUUCCUUUCUUUUCAAACAGUGUUCAGAGAUGUAAACCGUUGUGCCUCAUCACAAUACAUCACUCGUACCAUACACACUUCUCUCGUUCAGCUGACGCUUUGAUCCAGCAAAAGAGAAAUAUUUGGAGAUGGGAAUUGCAUUUAUGAUUCUGAUUCCAUUAAUGAUUCGUUUUAGUGCCUUGAGUAAUCACUAAAUAAUACUGUAGCAUUUAAACUGGUUCAUAAGAGUCUUUGGUUUGAAGCAGCGAGGACUUCAGUGCUUUCUGUGUGUUUUCUUAUUGUAUUAUUUUCACACGCACAGUAUUUGUCACGUUCAGUUUAGCUUAAAGACUCGACGUUUGCUUUGAUGCUGUAGAAAAACUAGUUUAGUUGUUAACUACCAUUCAAAAGUGAGUCUCUUCUGCUCACCAAGGCUGAAUUUAUUUAAUCAAAAUACAGUAAAAACAGUAAUAUUGUGAAAUAUCAUUACAAUUUAAAAAUUACAAAUAUAUUAAAGCAAAAACAAUGUAAUUUAUUCCCCAUGAUUCUUCAGAAAUCAUUCUAAUAUGCUGAUUUACUGCUCCGUUAUAAUUGGUGCUCAAAUUCUUGUUAUCAGUAUUUUUGUCUUUUUUUCAGGAUUCUUUGAUGAAUAGAAAGUUAAGACAGCAUUUAUUUUAAAUAGAAAUCAGUUGUACAUUAUAGAAUGAUUUCUGAAGGAUCACGUGACACUGAAGACUGAUGCUGAAAAUUCAGCUUUGAUCACUGGAAUAAAUUAUACUGAAAUAGGAAACGGUUCUAUUAAAUAGUCAUAAUAUUUCACAAUAGUGCUGUUUUACUGUAUUUUUAAAUGCAGCCUUGGUAAGCAUAUGAGCCUUCUGUCAAAAAUAUAAAAACUAAAAAAAAAAUCUUUAUUCUAAACUUUUGACCAGUAGUGUCUAUACUGUAUAUAUUAUUAUUAUUAGUGGUAGUAGUUUUUAUAUAUAUGUAUAAACUAGACUCCAGGAAUCCUACAACACUUCUUUUGCUGAAUGUAAAGUUCCCCCAUACUGUAUUAUAGUGACAAAGUUUUGUUUAGAGGACUAGUAAGAAGUUUUUUUGGCGUCUGAACCAUGCGUCUCUCCUCAAAACAUUCCACUGUAUCCUGAUUGAACAUCAUCAGCGUAACAGGACAUCAGAAUCACUGUUUGCUUGUACAGUUCUGGUGGUUAGUGAUUGGGAAAGUGACUGUGAUAGUGGUGAGAGCAGCUGAGUGUUAUUUGUUUUACCAUGUUUGACCUGCGUUCAACAUUUUUAUCUCUGUUAUGUGACUCUGUGUCAGUGUUUUAUUACUCCCAAACAGCCUUCCUUCCUUCCUUAAUGAUCUAACAACCUCUUGAAGAUCCUCCCCCAAACCAAACUGUGCCCACCUGCCAUGGAAAUGCACUGCCCUGCGAGACUGAACACGCUCUAACUAGUGGUCAAAAUGAUUGUUUGUUUUUUGUUUUGUUUUUUGCCAAAGACUGUUUGCACUGCAACAUAUGCCUUUCAACAAUAAAAUGGCCACAUAUGAAA
Molecule: messenger RNA, 7711 nt
Organism: Megalobrama amblycephala (Wuchang bream)
Lineage: Eukaryota; Metazoa; Chordata; Actinopteri; Cypriniformes; Xenocyprididae
Product: peroxidasin
Biological process (GO): response to oxidative stress
Molecular function (GO): peroxidase activity; heme binding; protein binding
Source: RefSeq, a predicted model, not a curated record